Messenger RNA from Papilio machaon (common yellow swallowtail), 3629 nucleotides. It is a transcript of the gene Sam-S, whose product is annotated as S-adenosylmethionine synthase. Gene Ontology annotation, biological process: S-adenosylmethionine biosynthetic process. The record is from RefSeq and is a predicted model, not a curated record. The coding region runs from base 340 to 1554 and encodes 404 amino acids. The transcript has 11 exons. Gene Ontology annotation, cellular component: cytosol. Gene Ontology annotation, molecular function: methionine adenosyltransferase activity; ATP binding. Lineage: Eukaryota; Metazoa; Arthropoda; Insecta; Lepidoptera; Papilionidae.
UGUUCGCGAUUCAUACGUUUUAGACUGUUGCAGUUUUUAACAUUUAUUUCGUGUAUUUUUUAAUGUGUAUACAAGGUGUUCAUUUAUAAAUCGACAGUUUAUGAUUUAAUUAUUUAAUACGGUUAUACAGAAUCAAAACAAAAUAUUUUGACCAAUAGAAGAGAAGAAGUGACUGACAGCGGAACGUGAGCUAAUCGCGGAUUGGUCUUUACUUGGAGCGCUGUGGCGCCUCUCCGACCUUAUAAAUAACAGCGCGAACUCGCAGCAGACCUCUUUUCCACAGUAUUAUUUCGAGGGGAUUUUGUUGGGUUAUUUUUGUGAGCUAACUCCAAAUUCAGAAUGCCGGAGACUGCAAAAAUGAAUGGAUAUGCAAAAACAAACGGGCACAGUUAUGACAUGGAAGAUGGAUCAGUGUUUUUAUUUACAUCAGAAUCCGUCGGCGAGGGACAUCCAGACAAAAUGUGCGACCAAAUAAGCGAUGCAGUUCUUGACGCUCAUUUAAAACAAGAUCCUGAUGCAAAAGUAGCAUGUGAAACGGUUACUAAAACUGGUAUGAUUCUGCUGUGCGGAGAAAUAACAUCAAAAGCCAAUGUUGACUAUCAAAAAGUUGUGAGAGAAACAGUAAAGCAUAUUGGAUAUGAUGAUUCUUCAAAAGGUUUUGAUUGGCGUACACUAAACUUGUUAGUGGCUCUUGAGGAGCAAAGCCCAGACAUAGCAGAUGGGGUGUAUCGGAACAGAGAGGAAAUUGAUUUUGGGGCUGGAGAUCAGGGAUUGAUGUUUGGAUAUGCUACGGACGAAACGGAGGAAUGCAUGCCCCUCACAGUGGUGCUUGCCCACAAACUGAACCAGAAGAUUGCAGAGCUCAGACGAAAUGGAGAAUUCUGGUGGGCACGUCCUGAUUCCAAAUCACAGGUGACAUGCGAGUACAUCUUCGCGGGGGGCGCCACAGUGCCGCAAAGGGUCCACACAGUUGUUGUAUCACUGCAACAUUCCGGAAAAAUAACGUUGGAGCAACUUCGCGAGGAGAUCAGAGAGAAGGUUAUCAAGGAAGUAAUCCCAGACCAGUACUUUGAUGACAGGACUAUCGUUCACAUCAAUCCUUCAGGACUAUUCAUCAUUGGUGGACCUCAGUCUGACGCCGGUUUGACGGGACGUAAGAUAAUAGUGGACACGUACGGUGGAUGGGGUGCACAUGGCGGCGGCGCGUUCUCAGGCAAGGACUUCACCAAGGUGGACCGCUCGGCCGCGUACGCCGCGCGCUGGGUCGCCAAGUCCCUCGUACGCGCCGGACUCUGCAGGCGCUGCAUGGUGCAGGUAGCGUAUGCGAUCGGUGUGGCGGAGCCGCUGUCGAUCACGGUGUUCGACUACGGCACCUCGCACAAGACUCAGCAGGAGCUGCUCUCCAUUGUACAGAAGAACUUUGAUCUCCGCCCAGGAAAGAUUGUCAAAGAGCUGAACUUGAAGGCGCCGAUAUAUCAGAAGACGAGUACUUACGGUCACUUUGGUCGGGAGGGCUUCCCCUGGGAGACGCCCAAGCCGCUCAUCGUAGAUUGACUUGCGUCAGCGCUCGCAUCUAGCACCUUGUAAAUAUUCCACCAGUAUGUUUUGAAACACCUAAUCUACGUGUGUUUUGUAGCGAGAGCACGGAGAUAAUAUCGCUGAUGUCUCUCUAUAGGUUAUUAUAGUUAACGCGACGAAAUCUUGCGAAUGAAACUGCCAUUGCGUGGGAAUGAUCGAUGCAUACGGACGAGUUACAUUCGUGUUGGCGACCGACAUUUUAUUUAUUUAAAUAUCGACAAAGCUAUCUGAACCGGUGGGCAUAAGUCAAACUAAAUUAUGACAGCCCAAUAGCGCCACCUGUCAACGAUAAAAAAUGUUAAAAUCCUUUUUGCACUGUAGUUGUCAUGUCAUUAUUUCUUUUAUGUCUUUUUGUUACUGAGCAGGUUUUAUAUUUAUAUUCUUAUGUAUUAUGUAUAAGCAGGUUUUAUAUAUAUUCCGGCAGAAGCAACCGCGAUUGCAGUGCCCCUCACCGGUUCAGAUAUCCUUGUUGGAAUAUACAUUUAACUUAAGUGUCGAGUCUUGUAAUAGUUUCUCAAUAUUUAAGCAAAAAUCUUAUUUUAUAAAUAUCAGGCAUUUCUCAUAUGUUCUGAAAAAAUUACUAAUAUAAUAAUAAUUUUGAUUUUCAAACAUGAAUUUUUAUACUGAGAUUUUGGAAGCCUAUACUUAUGUAACUUGUUCUGUAAGGACGGUUGCAUUUGCGCGAUUCAGUGUAUGUUAUUAUUAAGUAUUCGUUAGUUUAGAUGCAUAGGCGUAAUGGUGACGUCAUCUCUGAAUUUGAGUUAGUUCCGGCUCCCAGCGGGCAGUUCUAUCAUUUAAGGCGGUCACCAAGUCAUAUCUGUAUCCAUAUAUAUAUCAAAUCACGGGUCAAUAUAACAUAUGUAUCUGGUUUCAAUUACCAAAGAUAUAACCCUCUACGAACAGACAAAUACAUGAUUUUUUAUAUUAAUGGAAUAACGGAUAAAAUAAAAGAUUGUCACAAAAUAUACUCAAUUGUAUUUGAGUUUUGUGACAUCUGUACUGUACUAUAAAAUUUAUAAAUGUUUCUUCUAUGGAUUCCUCAAAUAGUGCUGUCUGGCUUAUGACAGGGUUCAUAAAUGUUCCUUGGCCAAAAGACAACAUGAAAUGUUAGAAUAAUAAGUACUGUGUCUCCUAAUUUACCUGCAUGUGAUAUAUCCAAUGCCAUUUUCAUACAUUAAUGGAUUUAUUUGUACAAUUUUCAUUUGCACGUGAUGUCCUAUUUAUUAUAUAGCGUACAUAUGACAAUUUUAAUGUUUUUAAUUCCUUUUUAAAGCAAUUCAUACGAUGAUUAUUGGUUUUUUAAUGAAUUUGAAUUCGUUAUUUAAGUAAGGGCCUAUAAUUUUUUUUUUUUGCUGUAAAAAUGAAGUUUUCGACUUGAAUGAUGAACUGCCAUAAUCUCGAAUGUUGUAUACUGUGAGCUUUAUAUUAAGUGCUACAUCGAGGUAGAGUAGACUACUUUCCAGGUCGCGUCACAGUGGACCGAGUACGUUCUAGAACAUUCUACAUUCUGAUAUUCUAGGACCUUCUCGUUCCGCUGCAAAUGAAGUGCCGCGCGACGGGGACCCCAACUAUAUGUUUAUUUUAAGUCUAGAUAAGUGUCAGUGAAUUUUGCUCCUUUUUAAAUAGAAAUGUUGGCCAUAUUAGAUGUCGCCCCGCCGUGCGGUACAUUUUGUGUUGUGUUUCCGAAAAGGAUCAUAGUGGAAAAGAGCCAUUUUGAAAACACACCGACUCGUCCCGGGCAGUAGUGCACUGUGCAUUUAUAAUUACACACACGAACACGCCUCUAGGCGCAUUGGAAACUUGACAUUUUAUGAAACUAGAAACUAAACUUAGGAAAUUUGAAUAUUCUUAGGACGGGUAGCGAGAACUUUGAUUAUAUUUUUGGAUCUGUAUCGACCCGUUAAAAGAUUCUUAUUAACUUGCUGUGUAUUUUGAAUUUGUCAAAUUGUAAAAUUUCGACUAAUAAUAAAUAAAUUGCAUUCCCGUCCCAUCGGGAUGAAGUGCUUUUUUUUUCUUUAAUCCUAUCCCUUAGAUAUUAAGCGCAUAAAAUA